UUACGUACACGCGACGAUGAAAACAGAGGAAGUGACAGUGUAAAAUGAAUGGUAAUGAAAUUCGAACGUAGGUCAUAGGGUUAAUCGACGUGGCUGAAAACCGACGUUCAUUGUCAUAGUUGGUCUCGGAUCUUCUAAAAGCUCGUUUCGUGGUAGAAAGAGCCAGCAUGUCCAACGAGAAACCCGCUAAGAGGCAGGAGAUAAACUGGGGAGUGGUGUUGUGGUGCAUUCAUCUGCACGUUCUUGGAUUAUACGCUGCGUGGCUGAUGUUCACUUCUGCCAAAUGGAUGACUGUUUUCUUCACGCUUUUCAUAACAUUGCUCGGCUGCCUUGGAGUGACCGUGGGCGCUCAUAGAUUAUGGGCUCACAGGACCUUCAAUGCGUCGAGUUCACUUAGGCUUUUCCUCAUGUUGGCUCACACCCUCGCCGGGGCGGGAACGAUCUACAACUGGGUGCUCUACCACAGACUACAUCACAAGUACUACAAAACCGACAAAGAUCCCUACAAUCACAAAAAAGGGUUCCUGUACAGUCACUAUCUGGGGAACUUCUGGACGCCGAAAGUCGAUUUUGAACAGGCAAAGAAAGAAAUUGACAUGCGUGACAUGGAUUCCGAUGGAUACGUUUGGCUGCAGCACAAAUUCUACUGGAUAAUCUUCGCUAUAGUUGGAGUGCUACUACCGCUGAACGCACCAUUAGAGUAUUGGGACGAGUCGUUAGGGUUGACUGUACUGAUUACUGGAAUUCUACGGUUCGCCAUUACAUUGAAUGUAUCGUGGUUGGUGAACAGCGCAAUGCACAUCUGGGGCACCGGCGAGAACAACGAUCCUCGUUUCGACCUAGGUCUAUUUUUCAUUACGAAGUCCAACUGGCUAACCUACCACUACAUGGUUCCCUGGGAUUGGAAGAAUGGCGAAUUCGGUACAUACAACAAAGGCUGCAGCACAUUCUUCAUAAAAAUGUGGAACGAACUCGGAUUCGUCGAUCACUUGCUAUCAGUGACCACACACGACUUGAGAGCAAUUCUUCACGAUGUAACAAACAAGAAAACAUCAUUGCAGGAAGGACUGGAUGAGUUGAAGAAAAUUUCUCAGUAUAAAGCUGCCAAAGACCAUCUUAAAUUCCAGUUGUAGAAAUAAUAUUCCUAAUAUGAUUUGUUGAAGUUUAAAAUUUCAAAUAUCAUCUCUCACAUUAUAUACAAUGAUUAAUUAUGUUAUUAAAUUGUAUUAAUCCCUGUUCUACUAGUCUUGAAACUGAUCAAGCUCGUCCAUAAACAUAGCUAGCACAGAACAAUUGUUUUAAACGUCGAUCAGUUACUUACGUGUAUGUUGUUCUUAAAACAAAAUAAAGUUAAGUACGCGUUUAACACUAACUGCACCGCAAAUCGGUCAAAUGACCGGGUUUUAAAUUUUAUUGUAAAUUAUACGUUUUCGUUUGUUCAUUUAAUUUGAUAUCAAUUCCUGUACUGCGUGAUUAAUAGAUUUUUCGAUGUU
Messenger RNA from Nomia melanderi (Alkali bee), 1493 nucleotides. RefSeq names its product acyl-CoA Delta-9 desaturase. The record is from RefSeq and is a predicted model, not a curated record. Gene Ontology annotation, biological process: unsaturated fatty acid biosynthetic process. Gene Ontology annotation, molecular function: stearoyl-CoA 9-desaturase activity; iron ion binding. Gene Ontology annotation, cellular component: endoplasmic reticulum membrane. Lineage: Eukaryota; Metazoa; Arthropoda; Insecta; Hymenoptera; Halictidae.